Messenger RNA from Cuscuta campestris, 1050 nucleotides. Lineage: Eukaryota; Viridiplantae; Streptophyta; Magnoliopsida; Solanales; Convolvulaceae. The record is from the annotation of a GenBank genome assembly.
AUUAAUCAAUACACAUCAAGACGAUAAUCAUCUAUAAACUUUGUAUGUUCAUCGAUGAUUAUUGCCUGUGUGUUUACAAAUUCAUAGACGAUUAUCAUUCCUAGUGUUACCCCAACCAACAUGACUCUAAGUAAUUACAUAAACGGAGUAUGUUUUAAUUUGUAGGCAUAUAUAUACAUAUAGGAGAAUUUAUUUAAAUAACACUAAAACAUAAAGAAUUUCUCUAAAUAGCAGUAUUAAUCAUAAUCUAUUAGUCAUUAUUCAAGUAAACGUUCGCCAUAUAUAUGUAUGUAGGCAGUGGUGGGCGGGGGGAAGUGGGUGACGGAGGAAUGCAAGAAGUCGUUCAUGGAGAUGAAGUGGAAGAAGGUGCACAGGUACAUCGUGUUCAAGUUCGCCGACGACAAGUCCCUGUCCCUCACGGUGGACAAGGUGGGGGGUCCCGGGGAGAGCUACGACGACCUGGCCGCCGCCCUCCCCAGGGACGACUGCCGCUACGCCCUCUUCGACUUCGACUUCGUCACGGUGGACAACUGCCGCAAGAGCAAGAUACUGUUCAUCGCCUGGGCCCCGGCGGAGUCCAGGAUCCGGGCCAAAAUGCUCUACGCCACCUCCAAGGAAGGGCUGAGGAGGGCUCUCGAUGGGAUCCACUACGAAGUCCAGGCCACCGAUCCUGCCGAGAUGGGAAUCGAUGUCAUCAAGGAUCGUGUCGCCAAAUGAAUGAAAUACGAUGAUGAUAUGAUUAAUUAACUGCCCGGCCACAACAACAACAUCAUCGUCAUUAUCAUUAAUUAUCAUCAUCAUCAGUUCUGUGUUGUUUUUUUCUUCUUAAUUAAUCGACUUUAUGAGAGGACGACGACGACUGGACGGAGUAUUAUUAUUCUCAUUAUUAUCAUUACUCACUCGGUAAUCAAUCGGUAUGCUUAAUAAUUAUUAUUGCAGUAGUUUAAUUGCAUGGAUCAUAUGCAUGCAUGUAUGUGCUUCCAUCAGUUUUUAUUGAUCAAAAAUAGAAACUACUUUAUUAUGGCUUGCUAAUAAUAACAUCAGAUAGUG